Molecule: messenger RNA, 1560 nt
Organism: Anopheles coustani
Lineage: Eukaryota; Metazoa; Arthropoda; Insecta; Diptera; Culicidae
Exons: 4
Coding region: 1-1560 (519 amino acids)
Biological process (GO): intraciliary transport
Cellular component (GO): cytoplasmic dynein complex; ciliary plasm
Molecular function (GO): dynein heavy chain binding; dynein light chain binding
Source: RefSeq, a predicted model, not a curated record
AUGGAUUUGGAUAACAAUAAAUUUACUUUUGCCUCUAACGGCCCGAUCGGAUUUAAAUCUUUAAGGGCCGGGGAUACAAGUGAAAGGCAACCAUUGCAGGAUUUCGGUACUGAUCCCAUGCCAUCACCAGGAUGUACAGAUGUUUCAACUCAACCAAAGGAAAGGAAAGAAAUGGCCACUCAAACGAUUAGUGCACCUCACAGCAAAAAGUAUGCCACCUACGAUGACUCCAAGCUUGUCUCGUUCAUACGCAAGGUACAGCCCAUUAUGGAAGAGGAACUUUCUUACGGCAUUACCCCGGUGUUUGAUUUUAACGACAAUCUUUACGAAUCCUCCGACCGGUACCGGGUGUGUCGCCAUCAAGAGCUAAGCCUCCGCCAACUAGAUCCCGCACCAGGACCAAACAAGGAUGUACAGAAACCAUUUACUGCCGGGGCGGCCACAUGGCUAUCCGUGCUUACACGCGAUGCACCCCUGCUGGCACUUGCAUGCAGCGUAAACCACGAGGCCUGGUGCGAGCAUUUCACCUCGGUAGUGACCAUUUUCAGUCCACAGCGGAACCGCUACGGUGGUUCCGUGCAGUGGGCGGAAUUGUGCAGCAAUCCGGUAAAGGCGUGCAUCGAGUCACUCGAGACGAAUCCCUUCAACCGAGACAUGUUCGCCGGUGGUACCGUUUCGGGCGACGUGUACAUCUGGCAGUACGAUCACGGGGUACGCAACGAACGAAACUCCUGCGCCGAGCUGCACUCCGAAACGACCGACUGUGGAAAGGUUGUCGACAUGGCGUGGGCACGCUACAACGUGAUGUCAAAGUCGGACAGCGCACUGCUUACGGCGCACAGCGAGGGAACCGUGAUCCUGUGGCGUGUAGGGAAAACGGUUGUGAAGGACAAAAUUUUUAAACUCUCCAUCCCAUCCGCAUCCGGGGAAAGGGCAACGAUUUUAACGCAAAUAUUAGCCACCUCUAAUACGGAGUUUGUGGCCGGUUGUGCGGACGGUUCGUUACUGCUGUGCUCUACCACGCAGUUGAUUCCCCUCGGAAUGGCCGUCGGCAACACGGCGAGCGGGUCCGAUCGAUUCGUGACACCACCAACGGGUGGAAGUGGAUCGACCUCGGGAAGCACAUCUGCCGGAAAGGCGAACCACUUUUCACCGGGGACCAUUGAGCUCAAGAGCCACUCGUUCGCCGUGACCAGCCUACAGAAGGUUGACCGAAAUCGUCGCCAGGAAUUGCUCAUCAGCUGUGACCUCACAGGCGAGGUCUUUUUCCACGACAUUACCGACACUAUUAACUCUUCCCCGACGUUGAUCAUUAAAAUGCCUCUUCCGUUUAAAACUCGCAUCGUUUGCUCGAACGAUACGGAGUUUAUAUUUUCUCCCACCGGCAGUGGCCUGCUGGAACUGUAUCGCAUCGGCACCGGUAAGGUAGAUACCGUGGAACCUUCGUUGCCCUUGAAAGGAACACCAAACCUCAUCAAAAUGACCGCCAACGGAAAAUGGUUAAUCACUGGAACAUACAACGGAACAUUCAUCAUUUAUUCGGUGACAACGGAUUAUUGA